UACACUUCACAUGGCUGCCCCAACAAGUUUCCUGAUCAUGCUUUAUUUUGUGUGUGGGUUUAGCAUUGCCUUGGCAGCAACUCUCAACAUUACCACGGAUCAAUCUGCUCUUCUUGCCUUGAAAGCUCAUAUUUCUUUUGAUUCCCAAAAUCAUUUGACAAAAAACUGGUCUACUAAUACUUCUGUUUGCAAUUGGGUAGGUGUCAUUUGUGGUUCUAGACAUUACCGAGUCAGGGUCUUAAACCUUUCUUUCAUGGGCCUUGUAGGUGAACUCCCGAAAAUAGGGAAUUUAACUAUGCUUACAGAGCUAUACCUUGAAGACAACAAUUUUGAAGGAAGACUACCCCUAGAAAUAGGGAAUUUAACUUUGCUUACAAUGCUAUACCUUGGUUACAACAACUUUGAAGGAAGACUACCCGCAAAAAUAGGAAACUUAACCAUGCUUUUGGAGUUAGACCUUACCUACAACAACUUUCAAGGCAUGCUUAUAUAG
This is a messenger RNA of Juglans microcarpa x Juglans regia, 493 nucleotides long. Its product is annotated as receptor-like protein 34. The transcript is spliced from 5 exons. Gene Ontology annotation, molecular function: protein binding. Bases 11 to 493 code for a protein of 160 amino acids. The record is from RefSeq and is a predicted model, not a curated record. Lineage: Eukaryota; Viridiplantae; Streptophyta; Magnoliopsida; Fagales; Juglandaceae.